Manis pentadactyla (Chinese pangolin) is the source of this 3915-nucleotide messenger RNA. It is a transcript of the gene ARMC3, whose product is annotated as armadillo repeat containing 3. The record is from RefSeq and is a predicted model, not a curated record. Gene Ontology annotation, molecular function: protein binding. The transcript is spliced from 19 exons. Bases 293 to 2893 code for a protein of 866 amino acids. Lineage: Eukaryota; Metazoa; Chordata; Mammalia; Pholidota; Manidae.
UGCCCGUAGCCCCUCCCGCACUGACCCCGAUACCCCACAGGACAACACUUCAGGCUGCCGCGCGCGCGCUCCAGGGCGGAGGCGCGCGCUCCCGCGGUGCACGCAGGCGCGGCACGGUGUCGCCUAGCAACCGGGAAAAACAGUGGACUCCGAGGCGCGCUGGCCGCGGCGAUUGCAGCUUGCGAGGCUUGAGGACCCCUUGCGCUGCGGGCCCUGCGGGCAGGCAAAAUUUAAAGGAGGAAAUAAGUCUCCUCCUAAAGGCCUUUAACCAUUGAUUGCAUCUUUUCCAAGAAUGGGUAAAAGGAUAAAGAAGGAAGCAGAACCUCCUCCUAAGGAUGUGUUUGAUCCAUUAACGAUUGAAAGCAAAAAAGUAGCAACUGUGGUGUUAAUGCUUAAUUCUCCAGAAGAAGAAAUUUUGGCUAAAGCAUGUGAAGCCAUUUAUAGAUUUGCCUUAAAAGGUGAGGAAAAUAAAGCAACCCUCCUUGAACUUGGAGCUGUGGAACCUUUAACUAAACUGCUCACUCAUGAAGACAAAAUCGUAAGAAGAAAUGCUACUAUGAUAUGUGGAAUCCUGGCUUCUAAUAAUGAUAUUAAAAAAUUGUUAACAGAAUUUGAUGUCAUGAAUUCUGUUAUUGCUCAGCUUGCUCCAGAAGAAGAAGUAGUUAUCCAUGAAUUCGCUAGUCUUUGCCUAGCAAACAUGUCUGUAGAGUAUACCGGCAAAGUGCAAAUAUUUGAACACAGUGGAUUAGAGCCACUGAUUAGACUGCUGAGCAGCCCAGACCCUGAUGUGAAGAAGAAUUCCAUUGAAUGCAUUUACAACUUGGUCCAGGACUUUCAGUGUCGAGCUACACUUCAAGAAUUUAAUGCAAUCCCUCCUAUGUUAGAUCUCUUGAAGUCAGAAUAUCCAGUUAUUCAGUCGCUGGCUCUCAAAACCUUAGGUGUUAUUACAAAUGAUAAGGAGUCACAAGCAAUGCUUAGAGACAAUCAAGGUGUGGACCACCUUAUUAAGAUCCUGGAAACUAAGGAAUUGAAUGACCUUCAUAUAGAAGCACUUGCAGUGAUAGCCAAUUGCCUUGAAGAUAGGGACACAAUGGUGCUAAUUCAGCAGACAGGGGGUAUUAAGAAGCUCCUGUCAUUUGCAGAAAACUCUACAAAUCCAGAUAUUCAGAAGAAUGCAGCAAAAGCAAUUACCAAAGCAGCUUAUGAUCCUGAAAAUAGAAAACUUUUUCAUGAACAAGGGGUUGAAAAAUGCCUUGUAACCCUUUUGGGUUCUGAGAACAAUGGAACUAAAAUCGCUGCUUCCCAAGCUAUUUCAGCAAUGUGUGAGAAUUCAGGCAGCAAAGAAUUUUUCAAUAAUCAGGGGAUUCCACAGUUAAUUCAGUUGCUCAAAAGUGACAAUGAAGAGGUGAGGGAAGCUGCAGCCUUAGCCCUGGCCAAUCUGACAACUGGUAAUCCUGCUAAUGCAAAUGCCACUGCUGAAGCUGAUGGUAUUGAUCCAUUAAUAAACACAUUGUACAGUAAACGAGAUGGAGCCAUUGUGAAUGCUGCUACAGUACUAAUGAACAUGGCGAUGCAGGAGCCUCUGCGCGGGAACAUACAGAGUCACGACAUCAUACACGCCCUCAUCAACCCACUGCAUUCUGCCAACACGGUCGUGCAGAGCAAAGCUGCUCUCACUGUGGCUGCCAUCAUGUGUGAUGCUGAGGCCCGCAGAAAGUUAAGAAAUUCAGGGGGACUGGAGCCCCUUGUAGAGCUCCUGCGCUCAAAGAACGUUGAAGUGAGAAGGCACGCCAGCUGGGCAGUCAUGGUGUGCGCCACUGACGAGCCCACGGCUGUGGAAUUGUGCCGGCUCGGGGCUUUAGAUAUCCUUGAAGAAAUUAAUCUAUCAGUAAGUCGAAAAAAUAAAUUCAGUGAGGCAGCUUAUAACAAACUGCUCAACAACCACUUGUCUCUGAAAUAUAGCCGGACUGGCUAUUUGUCAUCCAGUAACAUAAUUAGUGAUGAAUUCUAUGAUUAUGGCCGGAUAAAUCCUGGCACCAGACUUUUGCCUUUGAAGGAUCUCUGCUUACAAGAACCAAGUGAUCUACGUGCUGUACUCUUGGUUAACAGUAAAUCUUCUGAUGUUUCUCCACCUCCAUCUACGGAAGAUAAAUCAGACGCUGGUUAUAGACGAAGUAUUUCUUCUUCAUCUUCCUUAAAAACAGCAAGUAAAGAAAAAGCCAAUGCUGGGUUUGGAUCUCCCACCGGAGAGAAAUCAGAACCAACCUCUGGACGAAAUACUGCUCUUAGCAAAAGUGCUACUAAAGAGAAAGGAUCCAGGAAAGGCAGAGGAAAAAAAGAAGAAGAAAAAGUAAAGGAAGAAGAAGAGAUUACUGCAUUACCAAAAUAUACUGGAGAAGAAAGCCCUGAUAAAGAAUGGUACCCUCCCUGUGAUCCUGACUUCUGUGUUUAUGUGUCUGAAGUGACCAAAACAAUACUUUCCAUGAUCAAUAUUAAGGAACAGAUUGAGGUUCUUGCCAAGUAUGUGGCAGAAAAAAUGGGCGGUAAAAUUCCAAAAGACAAAUUAUAUGAUUUCAGCUGGGAACUUCAUAUAAGUGAACUAAAAUUUCAACUGAAGUCCAAUGUUGUACCAAUUGGACUGAUCAAAAAAGGAAUCUUCUACCACCGAGCUUUGCUUUUCAAGGCUCUGGCUGAUAAAAUUGGCAUCGGGUGCUCUCUGGUUCGCGGGGAGUAUGGCAGGGCUUGGAAUGAAGUGAAGCUGAUGAAUGAGUCCCGUGAGGGAGUGCUGGGGGCGUUCUCUGCCCCUGAAGCGUACAUAGUUGACCUCAUGUUCCACCCCGGCAGACUGAUGAAGCUAAGCAGCAGAGAGGCAGAUCUUUACAGAUUUCUCUAAACUACUGAAUGAAUACAAAAGGGAUUCAAACAAAAUCAUUUUAGGCUUUUUUAAUGAAAUUCACCCAUUGAUUUUAUUCUUUAAAUAAAAGUAUUAGAGAUGUUCUCUCUGUAUAGAAAUGAGGACACUUGGUUUGAACUUGGUCAUGGUUCUGAUUUCAGGCUUCUGGCAAGAGCUCAGUCUGAUUAGAUUAUAUCCAGCUCACUGUCCCUCAUGUAAAGCUUAUUAUUGUCAAAAUUAAUUCACCCCCCUGUUCCCUAAGGAACAGCCCUGCCCUUUGGGAGUCAUGUAAACAUACCAGCUGCUGCUCCCAGGAUGGUACCUCAUGACUGCCAUUCUUCAUGCCCAGAAUGCUUCAGGAACACUUGGCUAAAUAAAUUCAGUGGUUUUGAACAUCUUCAGUCACCUUGUCUCACUUUUGUAAAAUAAGAUUACUAAUAGUUUGAAUAAUUAUAGAUUUUAGUAUUAAAAGCCCUCUCUAAAAAUUUUUUGUUCAUGUUUUUAAAAAUGCAUCCUUAAGCACAUCAUUUAAUAUAAUUCAUCUUAACUAAAAUAUUUCUAAAAACUACUUCCAUAAACAGUAUUAGUCUUUGUCUUAUCUAUGUUGACUUGAAAAUCUGCUUUCAGUUGAAAACAAUUCUGAUUUGCUUUUACACAUUUUAAUGCUGGGACCCAAAAAUAGUAUUUUUAAGUUUAUAAUUCUCUUUUUUUGGAAAAUUUUGAAAUGUAGAAUUUAGAGAAAAAUCUUUGCUGAGGAAUUGUUUUCAAUAUUGAGCACAAAACAAGGAACAAACACAUUUCAAAUAAUAAAAUGAAUAAAACCUAGUAAAAUGCUGAGUCUCAUGAAAUAUUUCCUAGUCAAGUUUUAAGUCUAAAGUUUACCUGUGAAAUCAUUUCUCUAGAGGGUUUUUAAAAGUGAGCUUGGUUUUAGAAAUUAAGGCUAAGAUUAUUCUGUAUUAACCAAUCUGUAGUUUCAAAGAAUGUGUAUUUCCUCAUUUCAAAAUAAAGUUCUUUAUAUCAAA